Molecule: messenger RNA, 648 nt
Organism: Penicillium arizonense
Lineage: Eukaryota; Fungi; Ascomycota; Eurotiomycetes; Eurotiales; Aspergillaceae
Exons: 2
Coding region: 1-648 (215 amino acids)
Source: RefSeq, a predicted model, not a curated record
AUGUCGUUCUGUCUAGCGACCUUGGUUGAACUCCAAGGCAACUCUGGAUAUGUCACUUCAGAACUACCAACCACGCAAUUCGGAGGACACAACAGUCAACUUAACGUCAUUUUCAAAUACUUCCCUCAUGAUGGUCGAAACAAUCUUGUGGAAAAUGUUUCUCGGUGCCGAGGCGACGGUGCUAUCCGACAGCGAGCUGAUAGCCUGGGUAGCGGUAUACUACGCCCGGUAGGGCAAGAAUUUAGGCCUUUUCACUUCGUGUUCGAGGCAACUCCAACCCCGUACCGUUAUCGACUCAAAAUCUUCCCGUCCUUCACUAAAAUCCUUAAUGUUCACCUACCGCACGACAACAUCGUCACGAUGUAUAGUGACUACAAGCAAUUCGGCCCUCCAAACCCAACAUUCCUUGCAGUCCAUGCUGCAAUCGGGAACAUUCUGCAUCUCACCGGCCGCGGUGAAACCAUUGAAAAGCUGAUGCGCGACUUGGGCGAUAAUAGUGCCUUACUAACCCACCAUGGGACCACUGUGCUCUUCUGUCGGUUAGCAAGCUUUCGCGUUUUACCACUAGUCGAAAUGCAAAAUGACGAAGAUCCUCUCGUCAAGCCUAGAGCCACAGCCGGCUCCCAAAGCCACGAUGCCCGGCAAUGA